Pyrus x bretschneideri (Chinese white pear) is the source of this 3417-nucleotide messenger RNA. RefSeq names its product leucine-rich repeat extensin-like protein 4. Gene Ontology annotation, molecular function: protein binding. NCBI's taxonomy places the organism in Eukaryota, Viridiplantae, Streptophyta, Magnoliopsida, Rosales, Rosaceae. The record is from RefSeq and is a predicted model, not a curated record.
UUGCAUAGAGAGUUGAAUAAUGGGAAUGGGACUCUGGAAAAAAGAAUAAAAAGGAGCAAAUUGAGGGAGGGAGAGAGAAAGAAAGAAAGAUAGUGAGAGAAAGAAAGAGAAGGAAAGAGAGAGAGAGUUUCUGGUGGGCUUUGAGCUGUGAUUAGCUGUCUUUCUCUCUCUAUCACACUAGCAGUAGAGAAACUAUACAAACAAACACACAUCUCCAAAAUCCCUAGAAAUCUGCCCCCCACUCCUCCCUCCCCCACCACCACCACCACCACUUCCUUCCUCCUCAAACCCCUAACCCCAUUUUCUCUCUCUCCACAUUUUCUUCCUUUCUCUCUCUACAUUUUCCUCCUCUCUCAGAUCUCAAGGUGCUCCAAAACCCCAUUUGCAAUCUCACCUGAGAAAAUUAAGAAAGGGGUUUUUUUUCUUCUAAUUUCCUCUUUCUUUUUUCUAGGCUCUUAAUCUUUCGAAGAAAUUUUUAAAAGUGGCAUUGGUGGAUUCAGAUGUCUGGUGUGAGAUGAAGAAGAAGACCGCCACCCUCUUCCACCUCUCACUUCUCCUCGCUGCCCUUUUCCUUGCCGCGUCAUCAUUCUUCUAUGGUGCUGCUGCUCAGGAGGACCAACACCAGCACCGCCGCAGCAGCCACAUUGUCAGCCAUGGAGCUCUCUCCGACGAGGAAGCCCUCUACAUCAAGAACCGCCAGCUCCUUUACUACCGCGACGAGUUCGGCGACCGCGGCGAGCUCGUGACCGUCGACCCCUCGCUUGUCUUCGAGAAUGACCGGCUCCGGAACGCUUACAUAGCGCUGCAGGCGUUGAAGCAGGCCAUUCUCUCCGACCCGCUCAACAUCACGGGCAAUUGGGUGGGAUCUAAUGUCUGCAAUUACACCGGAGUUUUCUGCACCAAGGCGCUCGACAACAGAACGAUCCGGACCGUGGCCGGGAUCGACCUCAACCACGGCGACAUUGCCGGGUACUUGCCGGAGGAGCUCGGGCUGCUCACGGAUCUCGCAUUGUUCCACAUCAACUCCAACAGGUUCUGUGGAACUGUUCCUCACAAGUUCAACCGCCUCAAGCUGCUGUUCGAGCUCGAUUUGAGCAACAAUCGGUUCGCCGGAAAGUUCCCUCGAGUGGUUCUCCAGCUGCCGAAGCUGAAAUUCUUGGAUCUGAGGUUCAACGAGUUCGAAGGGACGGUGCCGAAGGAGCUGUUCGACAAGGACUUGGACGCCAUUUUCAUCAACCACAACCGGUUCCGGUUCGAUCUGCCCGAUAACUUCGGGAAUUCGCCGGUCUCCGUCAUCGUCCUCGCCAACAACAAGUUCCACGGCUGCGUUCCGGCUAGUUUGGGGAACAUGUCCAACCUCAACGAGAUUAUCCUGAUGAACAAUGGGUUCCGGUCGUGCUUGCCGCCGGAGAUUGGGAUGCUGAAGAACUUGACGGUGUUUGACGUCAGCUUCAACCAGUUUCUGGGGUCGCUGCCGGAGUCAAUUGGAGGGAUGGUGAGCUUGGAGCAGCUCAAUGUGGCGCACAACUUGCUGUCGGGGAAGAUUCCGGCGAGUAUUUGUUCACUGCCGAAUCUGCAGAACUUCACUUACUCGUAUAACUUCUUUACAAGUGAGCCGCCGGUGUGUCUCGGAUUGGCGGGCUUUGACGACAAGAGGAAUUGCUUGCCGAAUAGGCCGGCACAGCGAACGGCGGCACAGUGUAAGUCGUUCUUGUCCAAGCCUGUGGAUUGUAGUUCUUUUAGAUGUAAGCCUUUUGUUCCGUCUUUGCCUCCUCCUCCUCCGCCGUCACCUCCACUUCCUUCGCCUCCUCCCCCGGUUGUUUUACCCCAAUCUCCGCCACCACCGGUUUACUCUCCACCUCCACCACCACCUCCAGUGUUGUCACCGCCCCCGCCCCCCGCCCCGCCCCCACCACCAGUUUACUCGCCACCCCCACCACCGCCACCAGUUUACUCACCGCCCCCACCACCAGUUUACUCACCACCUCCGCCGCCACCGCCACCUCCGCCUCCACCCCCACCAUCACCAUCACCUCCUCCUCCACCAGUCUAUUCACCACCCCCGCCGGUUUACUCGCCACCUCCACCAUCACCACCGCCUCCAACACCAUCGCCACCCUAUUGCGUGCGGCCCCCACCACCUCCGCCACCAAGUUCACCCCCACCACCGGUUCCAUUGAGCUCUCCACCUCCACCUUCUCCCUACAUGUACUAUUCGCCCCCACCUCCACACUCGCCUCCACCUCCACAUUCACCACCACCCCCACCGCAUUCACCACCACCACCAAUAUAUGUCUAUCCAUCACCGCCACCUCCUGGACAUUCCCCACCUCCCCCAGUCCUCUCACCACCACCACCAGCACCACUUUGUAUAGAACCACCCCCUCCACCUUCCCCACCACCACCAUGUAUUGAAUAUUCACCUCCCCCGCCACCUCCUCCCAUUGUUUACUUGCCGCCACCUUCACCCUCACCCCCACCACCACCUACUAUCUAUUCUUCUCCACCUCCACCAGUGUACCAGUCCCCUCCCCCACCAUCCCCUUCACCGCCUCCCCCUGUAUUCCAAUACCAAUCACCACCACCGCCAACACCUGUUCACUACAAUUCCCCACCACCACCAUCCCCAUCACCCCCAAUUCCUUGUGAAACCCCGCCACCUCAUCCAUCACCACCCCCACCGGUUCACUACAGUUCUCCACCACCGCCAAUUGUUUAUGAAAGCCCGCCGCCUCCCACCCCUGUAUAUGAGGGCCCAUUGCCACCCAUCUUUGGAGUUUCAUACGCGUCUCCUCCGCCGCCACCCUUCUAUUGAUUCUUUUGAGAAUUUUCUCCUCCUCUAACCUUUCCCAGAGCACAGUCACCAAAAACUCAACAGUCCUCGUUCACAUUCACGGUUUCUUCUCUCCCCCACACCAUCAUUUCUUUCUCUUUCGGGCAAUUCUCAUCGCUCGUGCAGAGUUAGAAUAAGCAAAAAAAAAAAAAAAAAAGCAAUGAAAGUUUGAGUUUGUAUGCAAUUCUUGUUGUCAAUCACCGAUUUCGGCGUCGACGAACAAAUGUCUGAAGAAACAGAGAAGAAGAGGUGAAAGCAUAGAGAUGUAAUAUCAGUGUAGAGAGAGAGGUAAGAGGAGAAAGAAAGUCUCUCCCAUAUUUAUUUGAAAUUGUUAUGGAUUAUCCAUUUGAUGAGUUGUGGAGAAUAAAAAUGGCAGAGAAAGAGUAGGUUGCAGAGAAUGUGUAUGUAUAGGAGAUGCAUUUCGGAGACCAUAGUUCAGGCCACAAACACAGCGGCACCACCUCCAGCCGCUGCUGGUUUUGUGAUGGGUUUUAUUGUUAUUGUCUCUAUUUUUUUUAUAUCAUACUUUUGUUUCUUCUCAAUUUCCAAACUCUAUAGUAUAAUCAUGAACAUUUUUACUUGUA